Apaloderma vittatum (bar-tailed trogon) is the source of this 883-nucleotide messenger RNA. RefSeq names its product regulator of calcineurin 1 (gene RCAN1). Bases 33 to 617 code for a protein of 194 amino acids. NCBI's taxonomy places the organism in Eukaryota, Metazoa, Chordata, Aves, Trogoniformes, Trogonidae. The transcript is spliced from 4 exons. The record is from RefSeq and is a predicted model, not a curated record. Gene Ontology annotation, biological process: calcium-mediated signaling. Gene Ontology annotation, molecular function: calcium-dependent protein serine/threonine phosphatase regulator activity; nucleic acid binding. Gene Ontology annotation, cellular component: cytoplasm; nucleus.
GAACAGCAAGUAUCGCUUGGACGCAGAGCAAAAUGCAUUUUAGAAAUUUUAACUACAGUUUUAGUUCUCUUAUUGCCUGUGUGGCAGAUAGCGAUGUCUUCAAUCAAGCAGAAACAAGGGCCAAAUUUGAAUCACUGUUUAGAACAUACGACAGAGAUAUCACCUUUCAGUAUUUUAAGAGCUUCAAAAGAGUACGAAUAAAUUUCAGUAACCCUUUAUCUGCAGCAGAUGCGAGAAUCCAGUUGCACAAGACAGAGUUCCUUGGAAAGGAAAUAAAGCUGUAUUUUGCUCAGACUUUGCACAUUGGCAGCUCACAUUUGGCACCACCGAAUCCAGACAAACAGUUUCUGAUUUCACCUCCUGCCUCUCCACCUGUUGAUUGGAAGCAAGUAGAAGAUGCUACUCCAGUCAUUAACUAUGACCUUCUGUAUGCUAUCUCCAAGUUAGGACCAGGAGAAAAGUAUGAGCUACAUGCUGCAACUGACACUACUCCUAGUGUUGUCGUCCACGUAUGUGAGAGUGACCAGGAAAACGAUGUGGAAGAAGAAACGAAGAAACCCAAACCAAAAAUUAUUCAGACAAGAAGGCCAGAUUAUACUCCUACCCAUUUAAGUUGAACUGCUGUUGGUUUUCCAAGGGCUAUAGGUAGACAUAUCCAAAGGAAACAUUUACCGUGCAAACAGCAGGUCACAUGUUUGGUGGCAACAGCAGCAGCUACGGGAGGAGAAAUUCCAAUAUAAGCUUGCUCAGAAAAAAUAAAGGAGGUUUCGUCCUUAUUUUUGGUGCUGUAGGUUGAUGGAUGUCAUCCGAAAUCACUGGGAACGAGAAAUAGGUAGAAGACAUUUUGAGACAUAAUGGGACAAACUAGGUUUAUUUUUGGGGG